CUCCUGUAGAUUAUCAUCUGUGGUGGCCAUUUGGCAAACGUAAAAAAUCAGUGUGUUGGCUCGGGUUUAGGAUUUUUAGGCAAAUAUUCAUAAUUAUCACGUAAUAAGUAAUUAGUUAUAUUAUAAUGCAACUUAAAUAGUAUACGUAGCCAUGAUAUUAGUUAAAAUAUAUUAAUUAUCUUUUGUUAUACGUAUAAUUGUUGCAAACGUUUUUACGUCGAGUGCAGUCGACCGGGCGGUCAUGAAAUUGGAUUUCUAGUCGAAAUUUUGUAUGGAUAUCGAGAAAAUGGAGCUCAGGGAGGCUGGAGAUGGGGCUGCGGCGGGAGAAUAUGACCGCGCGCCCAAGAAAUAUAGCUGGGCUGAAGUCCGCCAAGCUGUUCACGAUUUACGUAAAGAACUGUCGUCUUUAUCUACAAUGGUACCGAUGGCUAUCUCGUUCAGGAAGCUCGGUAACGGAAAGACCAGGAUUUACUUCUUGAGAACCCCACAGAACGGAUGGGAGAUCACUCUCCUUUAUACCGAUGUUACGCCGUCGCAACAGCCCAGUAAUUCGAGGUUAGAUUGGAAGCCGCUCAUAGAGUCCAACGUAGCGCUGGGCGUGUCGUCGGGGAAGUGGUCCCGGGAGGAGCAGCUGCUGUGGGAGCGGCAGAGGGUGGCGGCCUGGGGCAUCGCCUCCUACGAGCUGCACCCGCGCACCGGCCGCGUGCUGUUCCCAUGCGCCUCCUCGCUGUUCAUAGCUGAGGAGGGACCCAAUCAGUCGCCGCCGCUGGUGCCGCGGUCGCUCAGCACGGGCUGGGGCGCGCCGCUGACGCCGGCCAUGUGUCCCUCGCUGCCGGCGCUCGUGGCGCACGCGGCGCGCGGCGACGUGUGGCUCGCGGGCGACACGCUGCGCCGGCCCGCCCGGCUCACCUACGCGUGCAAGGGCCGAGACGAGCGGCUAGCGGAGGACCCGCGGCAGGCCGGCGUGCCGUGCUACGUCACGCAGGAGGAGUUCUCGCGCUACACCGGCCUGUGGUGGCAGCCCAAGUGUGACGAUGAUGUAUUUCGGAUAGUCUACGAAGAGGUAGAUGAAAGUGAGGUGAAAAUAUUCAGCUUCCCUUCCUCGCAGAGCUCUAGUGGUGAAGUUGAAGAAUUCAGGUUUCCCCGAGCCGGCACACCCAACGCGAAGUCGAUACUCAAGCUGGUGACGUUCCGCCUGCAGAAGGCCACCCCCACCACCGUGCUGGACUACUACCAGGAGGGCAACUCGGAGCGGAUAGUUUCAGAGUGCGGCGGCGACUCGCUGGAGGUGACCGACAUCCGGUGGUACGAGCUGCGCAACUCGCUCAAGGAGACCUUCCCCUGGCUGGAGUACCUGGCCAGGGUCGGCUGGACGCCGUGCAGUCAAUACGUGUGGGUGCAGCUGCUGGACCGCAAGCAGCAGCGGCUGGAGCUGGCGCUGGUGCCGCUAGGCGAGUUCAGCGCGCGCGCCGGCUACGAGAACGCGCCCGCCGACAUGAACCCCGGGGAGACGCGGGAGCACCCCUGCCCCAACACUCAGCCGAUCCAAGUGCUGGUAACGGAGACGGCGCCCGACGCGUGGGUGAACGUGCACGACAUCCUGCACUUCCUGCCGUCGUCCCCUGGCACUGUGCAGUUCAUCUGGGCGUCCGAGGAGACGGGCCACCUGCACCUGUACCUCAUCACGUGCGCCGUGCCGGGGAAGAGAGCUGAAACAUUAAUAGACAUGCUGUCAGAGGACGAGUCGAACGCCGUGGGCCCCAACAUCAUCAGCAAGGAGGCCAUCACCACCGGGGAGUGGGAGGUCAUGGGGAGGAAGAUUUGGGUAGACGAGUCCCGAGGCCUGGUGUACUUCGUGGGGCUCCGCGAGACGCCGCUGGAGCGCCACCUGUACGUGGCGCCCUACAACCCGCCGCGCCCGCACCAGGUCGCGCUGCUCUCCAGCGUCGGCCACUCGCACACUGUCGACAUGGACGAGGACUGCUCCAUGGCGGUGAUCACGUCCUCCAACAUCAGCAGCGUGCCGAGCACGCGCGUGUACCGCGUGGCGCACGCACCCGCCACCAUGCUGCUGCCGCACGGGACGCUGGUCGAGAGGGCGUGCUCAGAGUCGUCGGACACGCGCUCGUUCAACGGCUCGUGGGACAGCCGCUCGUGCGACGGCGACGACGACAGCGAAGUAUCAUUACUUGUGAGGGAACGUUCUCUCAGCGGCAUAGACGUGCCUCCGCCGCAGAUCCUGUCGACGCGACUGUCGUGCGGCCUCAUGGCGUACUGCACGCUGUGGCGCUGCGCGGGCGCGGGGCGGCGCCCCACCGUGCUGCACGUGUACGGCGGGCCGGAGGUGCAGACGGUCACAAACAGCUACAAGGGUAUUAGACAGCUGCGCAUGCACAUGCUGGCGGCGCGCGGCUUCAACGUGGUGGCGGUGGACUCGCGCGGCUCCAAGCACCGCGGCCGCGCGUGGGAGGCCGCCAUCAAGGGCAAGAUGGGGCAGGUGGAGCUGGACGACCAGGUAGAAGUCCUCCAGUGGCUGGCGAAGGAGACGGGCUGCAUCGACAUGGAGCGCGUCGCCAUACACGGCUGGAGCUACGGCGGGUACCUGUCGCUGCUGGGGCUGGCGACGCGGCCCAACAUCUUCAAGGUGUGCGUGGCGGGCGCGCCCGUGACCUGCUGGCGGCUGUACGACACGGCGUACACGGAACGGUACAUGGGGCUGCCGGCGUGGGGCCCGCACGCCUACAGCCGGGCCAGCGUGCUCGCGCACGCGCCCUUCUUCCCCGACAGGGAGGGCCGGCUGCUCAUCAUCCACGGGCUGGCGGACGAGAACGUGCACUUCUGCCACACGGCGGCGCUGCUGUCCGAGCUGGUGCGACUGGGCAAGCCGCACCGCGUGCAGGUGUACCCCGGCGAGCGACAUUCACUGCGAGCAAUGCACGCGGCGAAACACUACGAAGCGACACUUCUACACUUCUUACACGAAAACCUUUGAACUGCACACAAACACAACUCUCGACACAACACUACCAGUGGCACGUGGUAGAGGAAACAUCCCAGGUGCACCAGGACUUGUGACCUUGUGCAUAGAUUUAAUGGGUCCCUUUACAAUGCAUCAACACUCACCUCCCCUGCCCUACAUGUUCUUCACACAAAACAUUGCACAAAAUCAUUAACGCGACUGGCAGCGUGACGGUGUCGACGCUGCCUAACAAACAACUGGGCUCAAGUGAUCAAAUACCCUCUUAUUUAUAUUAAUACUGAUACCUCUUCUCUACAGUAACAUAAUAUCUGUCUUAAUAUUAAGAUAUUGUGAUGUGGCAUUACUUAUAAAUAAACAUUUUUUUUUGUUUUUACCAAGUAAAUACAGGUCUAGGAAUGAAACGUCCCACUGGCAGUGAAGUGUUUAACUAUGUAUAAUGUAUGUUUUGAUAACUCUAUGCAAUAAUGUGACAUUUUUUUUUUAUUUGAAUAGAUGGUUAUGUAAAGAGAAAUGGACUCCAAUAGCAUGCGUCAACGUCAUAAUAUCUCAUGAAGAAAAGAAAAAUGUCGACAAACAGCGGUGCAACCGAAAUUAUCGCUUUCUCUUUCGUUACAUUGGGAUGAAAGAGAGAGUUAUAUUUCAAGUCCUCUGCCGUCGACUCUCUGUGUUUUAUGUAUAAAUUAGUUAAUAUUUAUUUAAUUGCUCACUUUAAAAAGUCUUAAAAUACAAUAUUAAAAAAAGGUACUUAGUCAAAUAUCUUACUAGCACACAGUUUACUGUUUAAUUAUUGUAUUUCGGUGUCUGUGUUUCAAAACAGUGUUUUUUUUUUGUUUGCGCAGAUUUACAAGACGGAGAUCUUGAGUUUGAUCCCCAGCUGGGCCGAUUGAGGUUUUCUCAAUUGGUCCCGGUCUGGCUGGUGGGAGGCAUCGGCCUUGGCUAGUUACCACCCUACCGACAAAGACGUACCGCCAAGCGAUUUAGUGUACCCUUUACGAUGUCGUGUAGAAACCGAAAAGGGUGUGGAUUUUCAUCCUCCUCCUAUCAAGUUAGCCCGCUUCCAUCUUAGAUUGCAUCAUAACUUAUCAUCAGGUGAGAUUGUAGUCAGGCGAAUUGAGAACCUCCUCCUUCUUUUUAAAGUCGGUUAAAAAUUAAAAAAAAAGUUAAAUGAAAUGAGAAAUAACGUCAUAGUGUAAUUUUUUUAAAUGUUUUUUAACCGCUGAAACGUCCCGUGCAACCAAAAUCGUUGCAUUGCAAGCACCCCUAAACCAUAAUGCAACCAAAAUGGUAGCAUGAAUAAUAAACAAAUAUAAUUUGAAUAAUUAUUUAUUUGAUCGCAAAAAUGAAAAAUCACUACCACUUGAUGUUUAAUAACGUCAUUAUAGUCUGACAAGUUCGUUGAUAUGCGGGCGACGGGGGAAAGACUGCGCGGAUGUGAAAUCGUGCGUGCGGGGAAGUGAGGUGCAUCAGUCAUGGGUUUUUCAUUCAUCGCUGCACGCCCCCCGGCCCGCGCGAACUAUCGGGAGUGUUACGAACGAAGUUGCCAAGCUAUAACGUCAUUUCGUUAAAAUAACCAUAUAAUUACGUAAUCACUACCAUUUUUUUUAAAUGACCUUGAGAUCGGAUUUUAUUGUUUGGUUUCGUAUCGUAUAGAAUAUUUUCGCUAAAUCCCCUUUUAAAAUAAAUCAUUUAUUUAUUUCUACACUUUAUUUUUUUACAUCACAAAACAAGGAGACAAACAAUUCAAUCAUUGAUUAUUAUUUUUCGUAUCUACGUAGGAGAUUAAAACUCCCACAAAUUUAAAACGUUCGAUUAAGAAAAUAUUUUUAUUCGAACGUUUUAAAUAUAUUAUAACAUAUUUCAUUUCAUGGAUGCUAAAAAAUGCUAUAUAGUACCACAGAAUAAAGAAUGAUCCAGAAGUCUUAACAAACAGUGUGGUGAAGGCGGUGAACCCAUAAAAAAGGGGGGAAAAACUAUCGAGAAAAAUUUUACAAAUUGUGUAUUUUGUAUAGUCAUAACGAAGCUAACACUUUGAAAUAUCAUUUACCUAAAUAUCAGGCUCCUAACUUUUCCAAUCUGAGAUCCAGACAUAGCUGGGCAUUAACUCGUUAAUCCGUUAAUCGUUAAUUAACGAAGUUAACAUUUUGAUAAACGGAUUAACUUUUAAGUUAACUUUUAAAAAUGUUAACGGACCCGUUAACUUCCGUUAAUAUGCAGAAGUCCGUUAGUCGUUAAUCCAAUGCCUACUAUUUACCGCGCGACGUGAUUAACAGGUUUAGACAAGUAAGAAAUUAUGAAAGAUUUUUUUUCAAAUAAAUCAACAAAUUACUAUAUUUAUGUUAAAAUUAUUGAUAAAAUCAACUGAAAACAAAUUAUGGCACUUUUCCCCAGUGCUCACCUUUAUUUUUCCAAUGGUAAAUUUUCAAUCUCACACAAUGAUAUAAAAAUGCAAUAUUAACCAGUCAUAUUAACGGAUUAACGAUUAACGUUAACUUGCGUUAAUUCUUCCGGAAUGUAACGCUUUAACGUUUAACGAAGCUAACUUUUUUUGUAGCGGAUUAACGAUUAACGAAGUUAACUAUUUGAUUAACGGUGCCCAGCUAUGGAUCCAGAUAUAUUUGUAACCACCAAAUUACAUAUUGCACACUCUUAAUAUAAACAAUAUUAAUUUCGUGUAGUAUAUAGCAUAAUGGUCCGAACUAUAUCGAUAUUAAUUAAUAAAAUGUUAUUAUUUCUUAAAAAAAAAACUUAAUUUAAAAAAUCAUGUAUUUUCCAAAUGUCAAAAACACUGUCGUCCAUUUUGUGACGUCACAAUGGAUGUGCUAAACGUCAAACUACUAAUAUUUUUUGUCAAACGCUCCGUUUAUAUGGGAUUUGCUAAAGUGACGUCAUGAAACAGUUGAAAUAUAGACCGUCAUGGCCGACAGGCGUUUUGGCUCGUAUUGUAAAAAAAAAACAUUGAAAUUUUUAUGUAAUCACGUCUCAAAAAAAUAUGAUUUUUUUUUAAUCACUUAGAACGAUAAUGAACAAUUUAAGGCUAUUUAAAAAAAAGUGUCAACUAGCCUGUUGGUCUGAGGUGGCUAUGCUAUUCAGUCCCUGUGAGGGCUCAAAAAGGCUAGAACCCAGAGCCGUAAAGCUCAUUAUUAAAAAAAAAAUCAUAGUCCCUGUAUUGUAUUAUUUGUAAAUGUAUGGCUCGUUAUUGCAUAAAGUUGUUUAUUUUGUACCGAAUAGCGCUUAAAGUUAUCAAUAUUAUUAAUUAUUAUUAUUAAUUAAGUUGCCUCACUGUUAUUAUAAAAUAAAUAUUUUAAUGAAUUUAU
Molecule: messenger RNA, 6294 nt
Organism: Bicyclus anynana (squinting bush brown)
Lineage: Eukaryota; Metazoa; Arthropoda; Insecta; Lepidoptera; Nymphalidae
Product: dipeptidyl peptidase 9
Exons: 19
Coding region: 272-2992 (906 amino acids)
Biological process (GO): proteolysis
Molecular function (GO): serine-type peptidase activity; dipeptidyl-peptidase activity
Source: RefSeq, a predicted model, not a curated record